UCCUUUCUGUUAGCAAACCAAAAGUGUACAAGUUGAAUAAGCACAUGAGCAAAAGGUACAAGUAAGGAAAGCGCAUCCUCUUUACUAAAAUUGCUGUAGGGGGUUUUUGCUUCUACUUCUUCAAUCAGCUAAACCCCAGCUUGAAAGGUGAUGGGGGUUGUUGACGCGCCUGCGGUUGCGCCGCCGGAAACGGCGAGAGAUAUGUCUCAAGCGGAGAGCUUGAACCAAAGCGUGGAGGAGAUGUCCAUAAAAGUUGACCAGCUGGAGCAGAAACUCAAUGAGGUCGAACAAUUCUACUCUAAUUCAAAUACAAAACACCCAAACACUCCAAAAGGUGGUUCGUUAGGGAAGGACAAAGAAAAGGAGAAGUUCCCUUUGAGCAGCUUUAAGAAGAAGCAGCAAGAUAUAGCAAGUAGGGAAGCAGCUGCUGCUCAGAGAAUGCAAGAGCUUAUGCGCCAAUUUGGGACGAUAUUGCGUCAGUUAACUCAACACCAGUGGGCUGGACCAUUCUUGCAGCCUGUGGACGUAGUAGGUCUUGGCUUGCAUGACUACUAUGAGGUUAUUGAGAAACCCAUGGAUUUCAGCACUAUCAAAUGCAGAAUGGAGGCCAAAGAUGGUACUGGGUAUAAAAAUGUUCGAGAAAUAUGCGCUGAUGUGAGGCUGAUAUUCAAGAAUGCAAUGAAAUAUAACGAAGAAAGAGAUGAUGUCCAUGUUAUGGCGAAAACUUUGUUGGAUAAGUUCGAGACAAAAUGGUUGCAACUUCUACCAAAAGUUGACGAAGAGGAAGAAAGGCGGAAAGAAGAAGAAGCUGAGAUGCAACUAGACAUGCAGCUUGCUCAAGAGGCUGCUCAUGCCAAAAUGGCUAGAGAAUUAAGUUUUGAUCUGGAUGAGGUCGACACACAUCUUGAGGAACUCAGAGAUUUGGUACUUCAGAAAUGCAGAAAGAUGACAACCGAAGAGAAGAAACGACUCGGGAGUGCUAUCACUCGUCUAUCUCCCGAGGACAUCAACAAGGCUUUAGAAAUAAUUGCCCAGAACGACCCCACGUUUCAAGCAUCGGGCGAAACUGUCGAAGUUGACAUUGACGCACAGAGUGAAUCCACCUUGUGGAAAUUGAAGUUUUUCGUCAAAGACACGUUACAGUUACAGAUGAAGAGCUCACCGAGCACCGGAGGGAACAACAACGGCGACAACAACCAAAACUGCAACAAUAAACGGAAGCGCGAUAUGCCCGAAAGCGUAGCUAAAACUGUGCAGAGAAAGAGCAAAAAGCCCACCAGCUGAGGGUGGGAUGCAGUUUUGUAUCAAUAGUUCUAUGUAAAUGAUGAUUUUCUCAUUGUAUAGGUGCCUGAAGAAAUGUUUGAAACUCUCUCUUCCUAGUUACUCUUUGCAAGGCAUGGUAUAAAUUGAUUAAUACUUUUUCAGAAUGCAGUGCAGUUACUUUUUA
This is a messenger RNA of Salvia miltiorrhiza (redroot sage), 1447 nucleotides long. RefSeq names its product transcription factor GTE6-like. The record is from RefSeq and is a predicted model, not a curated record. Bases 151 to 1284 code for a protein of 377 amino acids. The transcript is spliced from 9 exons. NCBI's taxonomy places the organism in Eukaryota, Viridiplantae, Streptophyta, Magnoliopsida, Lamiales, Lamiaceae. Gene Ontology annotation, molecular function: protein binding.